GUCACACUUUCCUCAGUCGCGAUAAUCAUGGCGGAUCAACAAUUCAACAACUUUCUCUGAUCGGUGCCGUGAGCCGCUGUCCGCCGUCAUGGAGCAUUUUCAGGGGGCCUGGAAGAGCCUCAGCAGUCACGGCUUUGGGUGCAAAGACUCAGUAUUCGAGGACUCCUGCAUGUCUCCCAGCAUCCUCAAGACCUUCCCAUACCGCAGAUUAUCAGACGAUGGCAGAAUCCCAGACUCCAAGACCAGCAGCACCAUCCGCGUCUUCCUGCCCAACAAACAGCGCACCGUGGUGAACGUGCGAGCAGGAAUGACGCUGCGCAACUGCCUCAUCAAAGCCCUGAAAGUUCGAGGUCUUCAGCCAGAAUGCUGUGCUGUUUUCAAGCUUCAGCGAGAACAUUCAGUUAAGAAGCUGCGCAUGGACUGGAGCACUGAUUCUACCUCACUGGUCGGAGAGGAGCUGCUGGUUGAAGUCUUAGAUCACGUGCCAUUGACGACGCACAAUUUUGUACGCAAAACCUUUUUGAAGUUGGCCUUUUGUGACAUCUGUCAGAAGUUUCUUUUGCACGGCUUCAGAUGUCAGACGUGCGGAUACAAGUUUCAUGAGCACUGCAGCACCAAAGUGCCCACCAUGUGUGUGGACUGGAGCAACAUUCGCCAGCUCCUACUGUUCCCGACUCCCGGAGAGAACGGGACUCUGACCCUCCCUCCGCUCUCGUCCCGUCGCAUGCAAAACUCUAGAUUCUCCUUCAGUCCCUAUCACAGAUACUCAACGCCAAAUGCAUUAAACUACAUCACACCCCUGCCGUCCCCUGGAGUUUCUCUGGGCCAUAAAGUCUUGUCCACCUCCACACCCAACGUCCACAUGGUGAGCACAACCCAGCCAGUCGAUGAAGCUGCUUAUCAGGAAGCCUUAAGGCAUGAUGAAUCAGGAAGCCCUCAAAAUUUAAGCCCGACCGAAUGGUCCAAAACCCCGGCUCCAGCUCACAGGGAGAAAGCGCCUUCGAGUAACACUCAGGAAAAACGAAUCCGUCCUCGAGAGAAGAGAGACUCCAGCUACUACUGGGAGAUCGAGGCCACUGAGGUGCUUCUGCUCUCCAGGAUCGGCUCAGGCUCUUUUGGCACGGUUUACAAAGGGAAAUGGCAUGGUGAUGUUGCUGUGAAGAUUUUAAAGGUCAUAAAUCCAACACCGGAGCAGUUGCAGGCGUUUCGCAAUGAAGUGGCUGUUCUCAGGAAGACCAGGCAUGUUAAUAUCGUGUUGUUUAUGGGCUACAUGACGAAGGUAAACCUGGCCAUUGUGACGCAGUGGUGUGAGGGAAGCAGCCUCUACAAACAUCUGCAUGUGCAGGAGACAAACUUCCAGAUGUUCCAGCUGAUGGACAUCGCCAGACAGACGGCUCAGGGCAUGGAUUACCUGCAUGCAAAGAACAUCAUCCACCGAGACAUGAAGUCCAACAAUAUCUUCCUGCACGAGGGCCUGACGGUGAAGAUCGGGGACUUCGGUUUGGCCACAGUAAAAGCGCGCUGGAGCGGCUCUCAUAGAGUCGAGCAGCCGUCUGGAUCCAUUCUGUGGAUGGCUCCUGAAGUGAUCCGCAUGCAGGAUAAUAACCCGUACAGCUUUCAGUCAGACGUGUACUCAUACGGGAUCGUCCUGUAUGAGCUGAUGACCGGAGAACUGCCUUAUUCUAUGGUUGGAAACAGAGAUCAGAUCAUCUUUAUGGUGGGUCGGGGUUAUCUGUCUCCAGACCUCAGUAAGCUGUAUAAGAGCUGUCCUAAAGCCAUGAAGAGACUGGUGUCCGACUGCAUCCAGAAGACCAAAGAGGAGCGCCCGCUCUUCCCACAGAUCCUGUCCUCCAUCGAGCUCCUCCAGCAUUCACUCCCCAAGAUAAACCGCAGCGCGUCUGAACCGUCGCUGCACAGAGCCACACACACUGAGGACAUGAACGUCUGCACGCUGGCACUCACCUCUGCCUUUAAAUGAUGGACACACACACACACACACACACACCCAUAAAUACAUGCAUACAUUCACAUUCAUAAACACACACAUGAACACACAUACACAUAUGCACAAACACAUGCACACAAAACAUUUGCAUAAACACUUAUACACACACACACACACUGACAAAGGCAUACUUGUGUACACACACACAGAAACAUAAAGGCGUAUACACACACAUUCAUACAUUAAGGCAUGCACAUAUAUACACACACACACACACACAAGCUUAUCCACUAGUGUGUGUGUAUGGUCAUGCUGAUCUCUCUCUCCUCCACUGGACAGAGACACACUAAAGCACUUUCUGACUCUCUCUCUCUCUCUCUCUCUCUCUCGCGCUCUCUCUCUCUCUCUCUCUCUCUCUCUCUCUCUCGCUCUCUCUCUCGCUCUCUCUCUCUCUCUCUCUCUCUCUCUCUCUCUC
This is a messenger RNA of Danio aesculapii, 2420 nucleotides long. It is a transcript of the gene raf1b, whose product is annotated as Raf-1 proto-oncogene, serine/threonine kinase b. Gene Ontology annotation, molecular function: protein kinase activity; ATP binding. The coding region runs from base 89 to 1978 and encodes 629 amino acids. Gene Ontology annotation, biological process: signal transduction; protein phosphorylation. The record is from RefSeq and is a predicted model, not a curated record. Gene Ontology annotation, cellular component: mitochondrion; plasma membrane; cytosol. Lineage: Eukaryota; Metazoa; Chordata; Actinopteri; Cypriniformes; Danionidae. The transcript has 17 exons.